AUUUUGUUAAAUUUUCUAAACACGAGUAAUUUCUUCCACCUAAGUUAUAAAUCUAUCUUCUAGUUAUACACAUAUUCAUGGCUGACUUUGUCUCACUCUAGGUCAAAUUCAAUUUAAAUAUAGUAAAUUAAAUUUUAAUAAUUAAGGAAUUUGUGUUUUUAAAUGAGUUUUUCUUUUUAAGUUUAAUCAAUAGAAAUAUUAACCCCUUCAUAACUUAUAUUGUAGAAUAACUCUGAUUUCAUUUGAUUUGUAGAUUAAAGUCAUGGGUGCAUUUUUAUGUUGCUUUGGUUGUUUUGAUGAUGAUGAUGAUGAUCUGGCAAUCAAUUUGGAGGGCUCACCCUUAUUUGACAAAAAUAAACAUACUACUAAUACAAAUGACCAAGAUUCUGGGAAAAAUGAGAGCAAGCCUAUGACUGAAGUAGUUGCAGAGACCAAUAUUUAUGAAUAUGAAGUACAACAAGAAAAAGGAGAUGAAGAAUGUCCAACAUGUCUUGAAGAAUACACAGAUGAAAAUCCACGAAUUACAACAAAGUGUUUUCACCAUUUUCAUUUGUCAUGUAUAUAUGAAUGGGAGCAAAGAAGCGAUCGAUGCCCAAUUUGUAAUCGGGUAUUGCUUAUAAUCAAUUUCUUCUUUAUAUUUUCUUUUUUAAUUUUUUUUUGUGUUGCAAUAUAUAACUAAAUUAUUUGAGUUAUUAUUUUUCAGGUAAUGAAAUAUGACGAAUAAGGGAGCAACAAAAGAUAGAAUAAGUCAAUUAAUAUGGGAGAAUCAGUCUAAAUUUUCAUCCAACCUAAAGAUUUUUCAUUCCUUGGUUUUGUCAUUAGUAUUUUUCAAUUUUUAGAAAAAGUUUAAUCUCUUAUAUCACCUUUUCUUCUUUAGAUUUUCCUAAAAUAUUUGAGGUGUAGCCCAUUGUUUUUAUUUUAUUAUUUUGACACAUUUAAGUAAAUUUUAUAGUAUUCAUCUAUUUUCAUCAAUGUAUGUAGUUUAUUUAAUAUUAUAUAGCUUAGAGCUACAUAAUUUGGUGAUUUUUUUUUUAAAUGAUACAAUUUGGUGAUUAAAAUUUAAAUAAUGGUUUAUAUGUA
Molecule: messenger RNA, 1080 nt
Organism: Cannabis sativa
Lineage: Eukaryota; Viridiplantae; Streptophyta; Magnoliopsida; Rosales; Cannabaceae
Product: E3 ubiquitin-protein ligase At3g02290-like
Exons: 3
Coding region: 263-679 (138 amino acids)
Molecular function (GO): ubiquitin-protein transferase activity
Source: RefSeq, a predicted model, not a curated record